Molecule: messenger RNA, 4232 nt
Organism: Exophiala mesophila
Lineage: Eukaryota; Fungi; Ascomycota; Eurotiomycetes; Chaetothyriales; Herpotrichiellaceae
Exons: 3
Coding region: 419-3712 (1097 amino acids)
Source: RefSeq, a predicted model, not a curated record
UGAGUCGAUCUCAAUCUCAGUCGAGAUAGAUAAUGAAGUGACGGCCAGAAAGCAAAGUACCGAAGACCCGACUUCCUUCUGAUGUUCUGUUCUUUCACGUUGUUGCACUUGUGCACAUCAUCGCCAUCAACAAACAUUCACCUCAACCACUCAUCCACCGUGACCUGGUCAGUGGCCUGCAUAUCUCUGGGCACGCCUCAAUCCUACAAUUAGAGACAUUUCCAGACCCCAACACCGCCUCGUGGCCAUAGUACCCAUAUCUUCUCACCAUUUCGCCCUCUGCCUCUACACUCAAGUCAUUCUUCCAAUUCUCAUUUGUUUUGUUUUCUGACCGUUGAGCUUCCUUUUCACCUCCAUCGCAACCGUCAGGUCGCCUUUGUCUCAUCAAAACUAGACAUCAAGCAUUCACUUGCCCAUCAUGUCCGCCCAAGUCAUCCCAACCGUUCCUCCUCGCCCUGCUCGUUCCCAACAAGUUGCCUCACAACAAGGUGUGGGCAAGCUGCCAGAUAUCCCUCCUCGACCCAUCAACAAACGCCUCGACCGUUCCAUAUCCCCCGCAAACUUUCCUCGGAGUCCUUUGAACGAGCCAUGGUCCGCCAACCUGUCCCGUCAGAAGACCAGCGAACGCGAGUCCCUCCCCAGACCUCCUAGCGUCCAGAAUCUGCCUUCAAUCGGCCAAGAGGGCAUGGAAUAUGCCGAGAUCAUGGACCUCCAGACAAACCAGCAACCUCCCACUUCCUCCCUUGGUGCAGAUGCCGCCGCUCAAACUCGGAAUAUCGGCCAGGACCUGAAGCUUUAUGCACCAAAGCCCUCUUUGCCAAAAUCAAGUGCUACAGCUCAAGUCCAAGCCGUCACACGAACCGAUAGCACACCGGCUCCAUUUCUGGGUGUCGCUGGCUUUGGUAAACCUCCCACGCCUAGCAUCGAGGAGAAUGAUCACUUGCACCAGGUGAGAACAAGAUCCAGCUUUUCCAGACCAGGCUCCGCUAUUGAAGGUCGCAGACCCUCCACCGAAGGCAGUCGUCGCUCCAUGGACGAAGGCCGCCGCCUCUCCAUUUAUGGCGACGAGCAAGGCCCUGCUGAGCUUGGUCUGCGUGUGCCCAUCAACCCUCUCCUGGGAGACGUCCAAGCCCCUUCCCCCGCUCCUCAUAGUCCCCACACUACUGGCAACAAUACCGAGAAGCGGAGAUCCCAUCAUUCUAGGACCAAGAGUGGCAGAGAAACAUUCGCGCCUCCGGGCAGUUACGGGUUGCAUAGCCAUGGCCAAGCGCCCCAAGACAAGUUUGAAAAAGACUGGUAUGCAAAACACCCAGAGGUCGCCCAGUUUGAGGAGACACAUGGCCAUGGUGUGUAUGAAAGCAUAGGCAGUGGCCGCGGCAGCUUUGCCUUGAGCAGCGAUGAUCUCAACCAGAUCGUCCGUAACACCGCAAGUCGUGCUUCCAACCUUGGGACUUCUUCAACCGCACUCUCCUACCCAGACGAGCAAGUUGGCUACACCGCGUCCGAGCUGUUCUCACGCUCCCAACAAAACACCCCCAACAGCCUUGCUCGCACUGUCACAAACACAUCUCAGCCGGCAACCGAGUCACCCCUACGAAAGGCUAGUUUCCCCGCAGAUGAAACUAUUCCGGCCGAGGUGCGGAGAGGCAGGCUUUCAAUAUCUGGCCGAUCAGAUGAUGCUAUCGAUAGUGAAGCUGAACAAGAAGUCCAUAUUGAGCCUCAGCGCCGUUACAACAAAGUGACUGGUGGUGAAGAAAGUCUUAACGAAACAAGACCAGUACGAUCUUCCAUCUCCCACCCAACUGAUGAAGACAACUAUAUCAAUGAACAUGGCUACUCCGUUCCAAUUCUGGCUGAGGAUGAGGUUGCCAAAGAGGUUGGAAUAAGCCACAUGCAACCCGCAGUGUCACCUAAACAAGAACGCCACAGCAGCUUUCAUGACGAUUAUCGUGGCGAUGGUACCCCAGGCUCACGCCCAUCCAGUCGACCAACCAGCUUGUACGGCUCCUCGAGUAAUUCCAAUACCUUGCAAAGAUUUGUCUCCCACCACGACGACAGAGAAAACCAGCACACUCCACUCGAGGAUGUUACUGAGUACGAGCCGUUGUUCCCAGAAGACGAUGGUCAGAAGCCGAUAAGCCACGCCGAGCGUUUCAAACAGAGGCCAAACGCUCUGAAGCAACGAUUUCCCAGCCAAGAUAUCUGGGAGGACACUCCCAGCAGUGCAUUAUACUCUGCAACCGUGUCAACUCCAGAUCUCCCGGAGCAGGUCGGAAGCCAGGGACUGGACAAGGAGACGUCCAAGACCUUCGAGACCUCCGAGCAGGAGCAUGCAAGAAAAGGGGAGGCCACGGAAGCUGAUCGACAAACCUUUGCACCCAGAGAAGAGAGAUUGGCCAAAUCUGUCUUCGCACCCCACCUGCGAAAUGACAUGCCUACGAGACCCGGAGCCAUACCUCGUUUCCCUAGCUCAGAUAUCUGGGAAGACAGUCCAGAGAGCCACCACCUCGUGACGACAGUCAGUGCCGCUCAAACUGAAGAUGAGCCAGACAGCCCAACCGAGGCUACCGCAAAGCCUUUGGUGCCCCCUCGACCAGGGAAGAGUAGACUCGGAGAAGGCGCCUCGUCAGCUCAAGAAGCUCCGAGUGUACCCGCUCGCCCCGACAAGGAGGUCCAUGCAGCGCCACCCUUCGGAGCUACCCUGACUGAACCGAAAGGCUCAUCACCGACUGAACUGAAGAAGGUGCCCAGUAUUCCUGGUCGACCAAAACCCCAGAUUCCUGCCCGGCCCAAGAAACCUGCCGGAGAUGUCUUAACGAAACAGACAUCCCCAGAGGCAGCCGAGCCUGCGCAAGACAAGGUGUCUCCGCCUUUGGCUAAAGUGAAGCCGCAGGUUCCGGCUCGACCAGGCACAGGGCCAAAAAUUGCGAAUCUUCGUGGCAGUUUUAUGAACGAUCUCAAUCAAAAGCUAGGCCUAGGACCUCCUAAAGAAAAAGAGCCAGAACCAGCCGAAGAGACUAAGACCCUCGACGAUGCCCGGAAGAGUAGAGCCCGCGGACCACAAAGAAGGGCACCGGCCAGGUCACCAGCAGCGAGCGCAACAUCGCCCCCAACUCUGCAAUUUUCAAUGUUCAAGCCUCAUUCUCUCUGGACGAUCGACGACACGGAUGAAAUCAAUGUAACAAGUAUCUCAUCAUCCAAGCCGGCCGACGAGCCUCUUCAAGCUGCGCUGGAGACCACAGGAGUCUCCGACUCCAAGUCAGAGCAACUCAAGAGUGCCACAGUGGCCGACAGCCCUCUUCCUUCUACAAUCGACACCACUGAUCAUGAACCAUCUACGAAGGACGAGAUCACCCCAUCCUCUGCCCCAACUGACAGUAAAACGCCAGAACCUUCUCUUGGCACGCCGACCCAGGAAAGAUCCAACCCUCUGAGCCAAAAAACUUCAGUCGAAGACGUCGGUCUAUCGAACGCGACAACUGCAAGUAGCGGCCAGGCAGACGGUCCUGAGUUGGAAAGAGAACAAGUCGACCCAAGCACAGAUGCCAUUCCCGUCAGCAAACAGACCACCGCCAGCACUGACGAUGGAACUGCACCACUGGAGAAGACGACAACUCAUGAACCUGAACCUGAGACAUUUACCGAGCCAAGACUCAAAGGCACCGUGGAAGCUGAAGGGGAACCUGGCAAGGAGAGCGCAGAGCAGGUAUAGGCUCGUCAUAGGUUAUUUGCAUAUAUUGGUGCGAGUAUCCAAUCAUUAUUUGGAAUAUGUUAGAGCUUGUUAGCGGCCCCAACGGCUAGCUGGGCCCAAUCCCCCCAGGAAAGAGCUUCUGGGCGAAACGAAACCCUGGAUAUGGAAUUAUGGUUAUGGUUAAAGACACAACACCACCAAACAGCCUGUCGCAUCACCAACCUUAGGUACCUACCUACCUGUAUGGCUGAUGUGAUUAUGGAUGGGUCAGUAUUGAUAUGUGACGUGGUGGGAUUGGAACUGAUGGAUGGUAUUUCUGUUUCGACGCGGAGUUGGGUUCUAUUCAUUCGUCUCGACAAGAAGAAGAAUUGAUACACUAGAUACAAUUUCGACCUGUGUUCUUUCACUCAAAGUUAAUCGUUGUAUUAUCAUGUCCACUAACGUAAGACUAAGAGUUGUCUGUACGUACAGUUCUUUGGCUUGACUAGCGACUCUCUUUAGCUUAUCAAUAGUGAAAGAAGACUUAUUGUUUUGUCAUUUG